Messenger RNA from Coregonus sp. 'balchen', 16269 nucleotides. Lineage: Eukaryota; Metazoa; Chordata; Actinopteri; Salmoniformes; Salmonidae. The record is from the annotation of a GenBank genome assembly.
AUGUAUGGUAUGUCACAGGCUCAACCUCUUCGGCAGUCCGGAACGAAACGACCAACCCCGACUCAACUGCGUCAGUAAUUUCGUUCUCUCACUGUGAGAAUCUCAAAUGCUCCUCCUCGCGUCUGUUCUCCUCAAAAUUAAUUGGAGGAUAAGGUCAGAAUGGCGGGACCUCUGGCUUCUUCUUCUGUUGGUUUUAUGACGGACUACAACACAAAAAGGUGUAUUGCUGCCACCAACUGGACAGGUUGAAACCAAAACAAGGUAAAAAAUAAAAUACAUACGUGAUAGGGAAACUAACUUAAUCCACCCAAAUAAAAUAGGGCCUGAGAGGGUGGUACUGCUUGUGACAAUAUUCCAUGUAACUCCUUUGCUGAGAAAUAUUUCAGCCCCAGGAACCGCUCCGACGCUUCCACAAUGAUUUCUAUCUUCCUGGACCUUCUCUCCACCUUGGCAGUGCCAUUUAUCACCAUAGCAAUAAAGGCCACAAAGUCCACCCACUUAACCUUUAAAAUGUCAGGAUCCUGCUGGUGAAAGGCAACACCUGCAGCCUGCAGUGAAGGCCUAUCCUCCACUAUGGACUCUUCAAGUGCACCAUUCAAACCCUCAACCUUUUUAACAGCUGCUGCAUAUGAUAUGCUCUGGAUAGCCCUGACUUUGGCCACCUCAUUCUCUUUCACCCUUGUGGGGCAUUCGAAAGACGUGGCUUCAUGGUUCCCACCACAAUUGCAACAUGUCACAUUUUCAUCACUUUUAUAACACAUAAUAUGAUAUUUUCCUCAACUUGGACAUCUCUGCUUCUCCCUUCUGCAAACACUUGAAACAUGACCAAAAGCUGUACAAUGAUCACACUGCAUUGGUCUUGGGAUAAAUGCUCUGACUGUAGUUAAGAUACCCUAACUGCACUUAAGUAGGGAGAGACUCCAUAUCAAAAUAACAGAUAGAAUCUUCACUUUUUCUUCAUUCACCACACAAUUCAUCUGACGUGCAUCAAUCACUCCAGGAAUAUUUUUCAUCUCUUCAACAUCUACUUCCCACGAGACUCCAUAUAUAACCCCUUUGAGGGGUGCCCUGUUCCUACGAGACACGACACGUCAAACUUAUCAAAUUGGUUGAGACUCAACACACGUUUAUUCUGAUCCUCAGAAGCACAAAAAAUCAAAACCAGCACGCCUCUCAUGAUCCUCACAGCCUUCACUCUACCCAGCACUCUCUCCACCUGUUUUUUUUUUUUUUUUUUACCUUGUUUUGGUUUCAACCCGUCCAGUUUGUGGCGGCAAUACACCUUUUUGGGUUGUAGUUCGCCAUAAACCCACAGAAGAAGGGAGGCAGGAUCAGUGGAGUAGAAUAGAUCCCUUGCACACGACACCUAAAUGAAUUGGGUCGAUAAAUCAGUAUUUACGGUAGACUACCGUCAUAACCUCUGCCACCCGGAAGUAAACAAUGAAACGCUAACGGCUAGCGAGCUGCACACAUAAGAUAAACAAUAUCGCCGAAGAUUUACACAGAAAUAUAGCUACUGCUUUUCGAUGACAUGACAAUUUUACUCUACAAACCACUCAUCCAAUACAUUUAAUGUGUAAUCUUUGAGUGAAGUAACGUUAAGAGAUAAUGUCGAAUUCUGUACAUUUUCACUCUCAGCUCGCCUCCAUCAUGGAGGUAUUGGCUAACGCGGCAGUGGCAGAAAUCUGCCAGCUUGUAGACGAUGGCUAUUCCGUGUUGCGCCUUGAAAUAUCGAGAACUCAGAGCGAAAACCAGGCUUUGAAGAGCAAACUACGCCUGGUUGAGGUUCGUUCUAGAGAACGGUCUGUCAAAAGAAGCCUCGUGCCCCCUUUGACGAGCUGUUCUGGUGCGAAAGGAACAGGUGAGUUUAUUUUGUUUCCCAAUGCAAUGAUAAACAAUGCUGUCUGAGUUUUGGUGCAGGAAAUACUAUUUGUGCACUGCAGGUUCUCAGUGCCGUGCAUCUCGUGAAUGUAUUGUUUUUCCACUCCGAUAUAGAUCAUGUUGGAGAGAAGCAGUCCACCAGUGGAAGGAGAAAUGGAGGAUCCGUGGUGUUUGGGGACAGGAGUAUUAGGACUGUCAGUGAGGAGGUUAGUAGAUUCUAAGCUACAUAUCUGAUAUAGUUGCAGCUAAAUACACUGCUCAAAAAAAUAAAGGGAACACUUAAACAACACAUCCUACAUCUGAAUGAAAGAAAUUAUCUUAUUAAAUACUUUUUUCUUUACAUAGUUGAAUGUGCUGACAACAAAAUCACACAAAAAUUAUCAAUGGAAAUCAAAUUGAUCAACCCCAUGGAGGUCUGGAUUUGGAGUCACCCUCAAAAUUAAAGUGGAAAACCACACUACAGGCUGAUCCAACUUUGAUGUAAUGUCCUUAAAACAAGUCAAAAUGAGGCACAGUAGUGUGUGUGGCCUCCACUACAACGCCUGGGCAUGCUCCUGAUGAGGUGGCGGAUGGUCUCCUGAGGGAUCUCCUCCCAGACCUGGACUAAAGCAUCCGCCAACUCCUGGACAGUCUGUGGUGCAACGUGGCGUUGGUGGAUGGAGCAAGACAUGAUAUCCCAGAUGUGCUCAAUUGGAUUCAGGUCUGGGGAACAGGCGGGCCAGUCCAUAGCAUCAAUGCCUUCCUCUUGCAGGAACUGCUGACACAGUCCAGCCACAUGAGGUCUAGCAUUGUCUUGCAUUAGGAGGAACCCAGGGCCAACCGCACCAGCAUAUGGUCUCACAAGGGGUCUGAGGAUCUCAUCUCGGUACCUAAUGGCAGUCAGGCUACCUCUGGCGAGCACAUGGAGGGCUGUGCGGCCCCUCCAAAGAAAUGCCACCCCACACCAUGACUGACCCACCACCAAACCGGUCAUGCUGGAGGAUGUUGCAGGCAGCAGAACGUUCUCCACAGCGUCUCCAGACUCUGUCACGUCUGUCACAUGUGCUCAGUGUGAACCUGCUUUCAUCUGUGAAGAGCACAGGGCGCCAGUGGCGAAUUUGCCAAUCUUGGUGUUCUCUGGCAAAUGCCAAACGUCCUGCACGGUGUUUAAGCCCAACCCCACCUGUGUACGUCGGGCCCUCAUACCACCCUCAUGGAGUCUGUUUCUGACCGUUUGAGCAGACACAUGCACAUUUGUGGCCUGCUGGAUGUCAUUUUGCAGGGCUCUGGCAGUGCUCCUCCUGCUCCUCCUUGCACAAAGGCGGAGGUAGCGGUCCUGCUGCUGGGUUGUUGCCCUCCUACGGCCUCCUCCACGUCUCCUGAUGUAUUGGCCUGUCUCCUGGUAGCGCCUCCAUGCUCUGGACACUACGCUGAGAGACACAGCAAACCUUCUUGCCACAGCUCGCAUUGAUGUGCCAUCCUGGAUGAGCUGCACUACCUGAGCUCAACCUACUUGUGUGGGUUGUAGACUCCGUCUCAUGCUACCACUAGAGUGAAAGCACCGCCAGCAUUCAAAAGUGACCAAAACAUCAGCCAGGAAGCAUAGGAACUGAGAAGUGGUCUGUGGUCACCACCUGCAGAACCACUUCUUUAUUGGGGGUGUCUUGCUAAUUGCCUAUAAUUUCCACCUGUUGUCUAUUCUAUUUGCACAACAGCAUGUGAAAUUUAUUGUCAAUCAGUGUUGCUUCCUAAGUGGACAGUUUGAUUUCACAGAAGUGUGAUUGACUUGGAGUUACAUUGUGUUGUUUAAGUGUUCCCUUUAUUUUUUUGAGCAGUGUAUAUUGCCACCCUUGCACUUCUUUUAAUAAUUCCCAAUUUCUUAAAAAAUAAGUACAAAUAAAAACGUUGGUCACCACACCUUUUUGGAUUUUCAACAUUGCUUAUUUUUGUAAAUUUCAACAUUGCUUAUUUUUUUUAAUUGAAGUGGACAAUGGCAUGGACAAAAUUAUUGGUACCCCGGAGCUCGUACUUGGUUGCACAGCCUUUGGCCAAGAUAACUGCAGACAAACGCUUCUUGUAGCUAUCAAUGAGCUUGCUGCACCUUUCUACAGUUUUCAGCCGUAAACUGCUAUAAUUGUUCAAUAUUGGAGGGAUGCCCUCCACCAACUGCUGUUUUUAGAUCUCGCCAUAGGUUUUUGAUGUGAUUCAGAUCUGGACUCUUUGCUGGCCACUCCAGAACAUUCCAGCCUCUCUUCUUAACCAUUCCUGGUUGCUUGUGUGUGUGUUUGGGGUUGUUGUCCUGCUGGAAGACCCAUAACCUUCAACAGAGACCCAGUUUUUGGACACUGGGUUUAACAUUGGACUACAAAACACCUGAAUCUGCUGAUGUCAUGAUGCCUUGCACACUACCAGAGGUAGCAAGGCAACCCGCCAGCAUUAUCAAACCUCCACCAUACUUUGAUUGUAGGGAGGGUGUUCUUUUCAUUGAAUGUUUAAUUUGGUCGUCAGUGAACACAGCGCUGAUCUGUAUUGCCAAAGAGUUCAAAUGUUUUUUUUAUUGGUCCACAGAACGUUUAGGUGGGUUUUUGAGAAGUUAAAUCAGGCUUUCUUGUGUCUCCUUCAGCAGUGGGAUCUUCCUAUCUUUACCAACGACCAAACAAAGCGUUCAAAGAAAAUAACACCCUCCCUACAAUCAAUUAUGGGGGAGGUUUGACAAUGCUGUGGGGUUACUUUGCUGCCUUGAAUGUGUGCAAGACAUCAAGAAAUCAGCAGAUUAUCAAGGUGUUUAGGAACGCAAUAUUCAACCCAGUGUCUCUGUUGAAGGUCAUUGGUCUUCCAGUAGCCAAAAACACCCUGGAAUGGUUCAAGAAGAAACGCUGGACUGUUCUGGAGUGGCCAGUGAAACUGAAGUUUACAAAAAUGACAUUGAUUCUGCAAUGUUGAAAGUCCAAUAAGGUGUGGUGACCAAAAGUUAUUAAAAAAAUAUAUAAUAAUUUCAACUUAUUUUAGAAUAAAUAGGGAAUUAUUUAAGAAGAGCGCACUCCAACUUUACUUAUAGACUGUGUGGUUAUUACAGUAGGACCGUUAAGAGUUCAGUCCGAUUCCUCCUUUUGUUUUGCAGACCCUUGACACGACUGAGCAUCCUGAGGUAGUGGUUGUGAAGGAGGAGGAACUGGAAGUGGAGCUGAGAGACUGUGGCUCAAAGCAUAACCAUCAGCCCAGGACACUGAGUAGGUACAACACUUAACCAAUAUGAUGGGGCCAUAAUGGUCUGGUUGCAAAAAGUGGUCCUCUGUAGCUCAGCUGGUAGAGCACGGCGCUUGUAACGCCAAGGUAGUGGGUUCGAUCCCCGGGACCACCCAUACACAAAAAUGUACGCACGCAUGACUGUAAGUCGCUUUGGAUAAAAGCGUCUGCUAAAUGGCAUAUUAUUAUUAUUAUUACACAAUCGCAUGAAAGUCAUGUUUUAUCGUCUCUCUCAUUCUUGUCCUCAGUUAGUGUGUCUCAGUCUCACGUUGCUGUGAACGACCAAAUCCUGAAUGUAGAAACUUCACCUGUGGAGGUCGGUGAGGAGAAACGGGACGCCGACAACCAGAGGCUCCAACAGACCGCAAAUGGACACAGCACGGCACUCCAGCACACACACAGCUCGGACUGUGUGACAUAUCAGAGAGACCUUCAUACAGCAGCUGGCCUCUCUCGUAUAGAGGAUGGCAGAGACAUGCUUGAUCCGUCUUGUUCUUAUUCGGUGGAAACGGACUCUACUAAGUCACUUGAUGCCCAGCCGCCCCUGAAUCAGAGUGGGGUCGCGACCUUGUGUGACAGCAUGGCUUCCUCUGCCUCACUGGGCUGGAAGCAGGAGGCCGGAGGAGUUGACACUCUUAAAAUGGAGGCGGGAAUGCCCUCCUGGACCAAAGGGAGAGCUAUGGGAAUGGGCCAGGCUGCUCAGUGUGGAGUUGACAUACCUGGGAAGGACGGGGAGGGUGUUCAGCUGGGGAACGGCACAAACGUCUGUUCUCAGAAUAACAUUAACUUGAGGGAGAGCGAGUCAUUAGAAGGGCGCAAGUCCAGCGAACCGGACACAAAAGGAUUCGAUACCUCCCUAGACUAUUUUUUCUCUCCGUCGGAAAUGGACGGGAUACAGACUCACCACCAAGGUGACGGCGCCGGAGGCGAGGAGCUGGCCUCUUGUCCGUAUCCUGGCAACGACGGUUUCGUCAGCCCUACAAACUCGACACAAGGAGGCCUCCUCUUCUCAAACAGACUAUUAAACUGCCAGGAAUGUGGGCGGCUGUUCUCCAACUCGCUAGACCUCGCACUGCACCAAAGAAUUCACAUGGGGGAGAAACUCUUUAGCUGCGCCCAGUGUGACAAGCAGUUCCUGCACCUGCACCAGCUCAAGACCCACCAGAGAAUACACACCAGGGAGAAACCAUUUAGCUGCACCCAAUGCGGGAAGCGCUUCUCCCAAUCCAGCCACAUCAAGAGACACAUGAGCGUUCACACGGGAGAAAAGCGGUUCGGCUGCAGCGUAUGUGGGAAGAGGUUUUCGCAAUCCUGUAGCCUCAAAGUGCACCAGAUCGUCCACACAGGAGAGAGACCGUUCAGCUGCACUCAGUGCGGGAAGAGUUUCUCAGUGCUCGGGAACCUAAUGAGGCACCAGAGUGUUCACAGUAGAAAGCAGGAUUAAGUCUUGAAUAAUAAUGGACAAUGCAUUCUGUUUAUAUCGUGUUGGUAAAAUAUUAUGGAUAUAAUGAGUUUUUUGUACAUCAUGCAUGGUAAACAUUGUUGUUUUGUGAUAAUAGUGUGAAGUGAACUGAUGUCUCUUGGUGUGAUGUGAACAUAUUAAAACAUUCCCCCUGAAAAUGAAUGUGGAGUUAGCGUGCUUGUUCAGUGCAUUGAAUAAAAAAACUGCUCCAAGUCACUAAAUGAUGAGCCUAUUGCUGACAAACCUCUACUACAUCAUCGAAAGGCUUCUCUGCAAACGUGGGUUGUCAAUAAUUAUUCCCAUUCUGUUGGGUAAGGCUUAUGAUUAAUCAUUUUAAAUUCAAUGAAAAAUAUUGGCUUUGUGUGUAAACUCUCGUGCAGUUUUUAUUUUGUUUUUUUUGUUUGAAUAAUUCUGUCCUGUCUCCACUUUCAAACUCGGAAGGUGGCGGUAAUGUCCUAAAACAUUGAAUUCUACAGUCAAACAAGAAGAGAGCUACGUCAUCAACCGGCGACCCGAUAGCAUACUUCCAGACCCGAAGCAGGAUCGUUAUUCAACAAUAACAAGCUAGGGCUUUACAUAAGUAUUCUAACUAGUAUAAUCAGCAGACAUUUUAAAGAAACGUUAGGCAAUUUGGCUUAAGUAUUUCGGUUGUAGACUAAACGGUGCAUGAAGAGCAGAAAUGGCAACAAUGGCGGACUGUGUUGGUUAUCAAUUGCAGAUAGCUUCGAUAAUGGAGGUGCUAGCCAAUUCGGCGGUGGUCGAAAUCUGCAAAAUUGUUGAUGAUGGUUAUAACUCUCUGCGUUCCCAAAUGGAGCAGGAAAGAGUGCAAAUUGAGAGGGAGAGAGAGCAAACCGAGAAAGAGAAAUAUGUCCUCCGACGAAAAUUACGCGAAAUGGACGUGAAGAUGCGGAGCUAUGAGCGAAGACUCAGAAGACGCGACCUACGGAAUGAAAUGCAUGCAAUUAAUUUUAGACCACAUGAAGGUACCGACAGUUUAUUAUAUUUUAAAACAAAAAUGGUUAUAAACAGGGCUGGGUAGGUUACUUUCUAAAUGUAAUCCGUUACUAGUUACCUGUCAAAUUGUAAUCAGCAACGUAAUUUUGGGAUUGUAAUGUAAUCUGAUUACUUUCCCCUUAAAAUGCAUUAGAAUUUAAAAAGGAGUAUUACCAAUUGAACCACGUCUAUUGCAGGAUAAAUCAAUGUUAGUGUUCAUAGCUGGCCAUAAAUGGAUGUUGCAUUUUACAGUAUGGGUUGGUUAUGUAGGCUGCUUCUAACCAAUUGCUUUCUACUAGAUAAUAAUACAAUUAGGUUAUAUCUUUACAUUAAAAAACAAAGUCUGUCAGAAUAGGACUUGAAAUAUGGAAAUAUAGAUUAGCCAAAUUGUUUAACCUGAGCAUAACCCCAAAACGAAGGAUGUAUUAGCCUACUCUGUUGUUUAUCUUGUCAUGGAGGACUGAUUGGGCCCAUUGCUUCGAGUUGAAAAAGAAAUGCUGCUCUUAUGGAAUGGCACGAAAAGUGCUAUUUGCAUGUGAAAAAUGAAGCCAUCUGCUGCGUAGGCCUAUUGUUUAUGUUUUUGUUGCUGACACUUUGUUAUUUCCAUAAUUUGCAACUGUUUACAUCUAUUAAAAGUUAUACUGCACUGUAACUGCAGUUAUACUGCAAAAUUACUGCAGUAAAGAAAACUUAUUUUCAACACAGUAUUUACAACAUACUGCACUCUGACUGCAAUCUUUUUUUGUAAGGGCAUUUUCGGGGAAUCAGCACAAAUUAGAUUGAGCAAUAAAAGCCCCACUCGUGGUCUUCUUAAAUUAAACUUGUUUUUGACAGUAUGGAGCACAAUACCACAGAGAAGUUUAGAAGGGAGGAACUUUUAUUCCAUAGAACUGGAAUCAGCACUAUGCAGCUUUUGCAAGAGUUCAUAUUUCACUGGCUGUCCACUGGUUGCAAAAACAAUUAUUGAUAGGCAGCUUAAAUUUCAAUUAAACUAUUAUUGGGGUAAAAUACACAUACAGUGCCUUCAGAAAGUAUUCAUACCCCUUGACUUAUUCCACAUGUUGUUGUGUUACAGCCUGAAUUCAGAAAGGAUAUAUUUUUUUUUUCUCACCCAUCUACACACACCCCAUAAUGACAAAGUGAAAACAUGUUUUUAGAAAUGUUUGCACAUUAUUGAAAAUUAAAUACAGAUAUAUAAUGUACAUAAGUAUUCACACCUCUGAGUCAAUAUUUUGUAGAAGCACCUUUGGCAGUGAUUACAGCUGUGAGUCUUUCUGGGUAAUUCUCUAAGAGCUUCCCACACCUGCCACUUAUUAUUUUCUAAAUUCUUCAAGCGCUGUCAAAUCGGUUGUUGAUCAUUGCUAGACAACCAUUUUAAGGUCUUUCCAUAUAUUCUCAAGUAAAUUUAAGUCAAAACUGUAACUCGGCCACUCAGGAACAUUCACUGUCUUCUUUGUAAGCAAUUCCAGUAGGGCUGAACGAUUAAUUGCAUUCGCGAUAAUAUCGCGAUUUGACUGAACGCGAUUUUCUAAUCGCAACGUGCGCGAUUUGAGGUGGUCACGUGACGCGACUUUUCAUGCUGUCCAGCGCAAUGGCCUCUUGCUCGACGGAACAGUCAGAAACUGACACAGCUGAAACUUUAAUAUCGAAGAGGAACAGCACGUCGGUGGUGUGGAACUAUUUUGGUUUUAAAAAAGAAGAUGCUGAGCAGCGUCAGGUGUUGUGCAGAGCAUGCCGUGCUCCGAUUGCUACUUCACGGGGUAACACUACAAACCUGUUUCAGCACUUAAAAAAAUACCACAAAUCAAUGCAUGACAGUUGUAUGACCAAAAUGCCGAGCAUCAGUGCGCGAGACAAGCCAAAUACCUCAAGACAGGGAUCACUGACAGAAAUGUUCGAAAGUGUCACUCCGUAUGAACGUAAUUCAAAACGGCACGGAGAAAUCACUCGGACAAUAACCGAGUUCAUAGCCAAAGAUAUGAUGCCUCUCAGCACGGUGACCAAGCCUGGGUUCAUGGCAUUAAUACAUACGCUUGAUAAACGUUACAGUAUACCCUCCCGCACAUACUUCAGUCAGACUGCCAUACCGGAGCUGUACAAAAAGUGCAAAGAGAAAGUCGCCGCGGAACUUAAAACGGUGGAGUUUUUUGCUAGCACUACUGAUAUGUGGUCAAGCCGCACAGCUGAGCCGUACCAGAGUCUUACAGUCCAUUUUAUUGAUGAAGAUUUCAACCUCCGAGCUCGCUGCCUACAAACUACCUACUUCCCAGACGAUCACACAGGGGAAAAUAUUGCAGCCGGCCUGAGAGAAGGGCUUGUCAGCUGGGAUCUCCACGAGGAGAAUCACGUCUGCAUCACGACGGACAACGCGUCGAAUAUGGUGCUUGCUGCGCGGCUUAAUGAAUGGACGAGGCUCCAAUGUUUUGGCCACAGAUUACAUCUUGCCAUUGGUAAGUUAUCGUGUGUGUGUGUGUGUGUGUGUGUGUGUGUGUGUGUGUGUGUGUGUGUGUGUGUGUGUGUGUGUGUGUGUGUGUGUGUGUGUGUGUGUGCGCGAGUGCGAGAGAGAGAGAUGCGUCGAUUAGUAAAGCUGAAUAUACAAAUAUAUAUAAAUGAUAUUAUAUAAAUCGGAUGGGAUUAAAUAAAUUCAUACUUCCACUCCUUUUCUAAUAUGUAAAUUCAUUUUACUUGCUUAUAUCAUAUGUCUGUCUGUGGUGGAAUGCCCACCUGCAUUUUUUUUCUUUUCUUGUUUUUGUUUUUUACAUGUUUUUUUAGUGUUUAUGAGAGAGAGAGAGAGAGAAAGAGAGAGAGAAUUGACAUGCAAAUAAAGACCCUUUGAAUUGAGAGAGAGAGAGAGGAUGUGUUGUGGAUGUGUGUAUUUCAGAAUUACAGCUAAUUUGAGUGUGUAAUAGUGAGAGCCUUGUAUCAAAACUCAAAUUGUGUGUAAUACACUACUUUUUAUUUCUUUUAGAAAAUGCACUCAAAGAUGACAGAGUGUCAAGGGCAACAGCACUGUGCAGGAAGCUGGUGGGGCACUUUUCCCACAGUUGGAAGAAGAAAGCAGCCCUGACGGAGGCACAGAGAGAGCUCAAACUCCCUGAGCACAACCUCAUAACGGAGUGCCCAACAAGAUGGGGUUCUAAAGAAAUGAUGAUUGCCAGAGUGCUUGAACAGGCCAAAGCCAUUUCUCAGGUAUUGUCUGGAGAUCGAUAUGCACGCUCCCUUAUCCCAACCUGGCAGGAUAUUGACGUGUUGGAGUCGAUUCACAAGGCACUGCAUCCUCUACUGGAGUUUACUGAUGCUCUUUCUGGAGAGGAGUAUGUAAGCAUCUCCUACCUCAAGCCAGUUCUCCACCUUUUUGCCACAUCAGUCCUGGCUGAAGAUGCUGAGGACACUGACCUGACUAAAUCAAUAAAAACCAAAGUCCUAGCAUACCUCAAUAACAAAUAUGGAGACCCAAACAUCCAGGAGCUUUUGGAUGUUGCCUGUUUCCUGGACCCUAGGUUCAAAAUACAGUACAUCAGUACAGACAACAUCCCUGCUAUCAAGACUCGUCUGAAGACAGAGAUAGUAGACUUGGCACAACGUACAUAUCAUUGGGUAAAUAAUUAUGUAUUUCACAAAAACAAAAAUUUUCUGUAAAAUCUAACUGGAAAACUAAUGGCUGUUGUUUUCAUCUAAUAGGAGAAGAGGUCUCGUACUGAAACUGUUCAGAUGCCUCAAAGUGCACAGUCCUUGGGGGAAAAGACGAAGAGGUCUCUUGGCAGUUUUUUCAAGACCAGUUCAGCCUCUCCUUCUUUGCCUGUAAAUCUUGAAGAUGUCGCAGAGGCAGAGAUAAACAAUUACCUGAUGACUCCUACCAUUGAUGGAGAAGAUGAUCCAUUGGCUUGGUGGAGGGUGCACAAGAUCAGCUACCCACAGUUGUGCACCAUGGCACGCAAGUAUCUUUGUGUACCUGCUACAAGCGCUCCCUCAGAGCGUCUUUUUAGCACAGGAGGGAAUAUUGUGACUUGCACUCGCUCAGCCUUGAAGCCAGAAAAAGUCAAUAUUCUGGUUUUCUUAGCAAAAAACCUGUGAGCCACUGAGAACAGAACUGUUGGAUAAGUAUGGCUGGCAGUGCCAUACUCGUAGUGAACUUUAGUCUGUGUGGUGUGUUAUUGUUGUGUACUUGAGAUAAGUGAGGCUCAUCUAUUUUAUAUUAUAAUAUUCAAAUCGUUUAUAAAAAAUAGUUUGUCUAAAUUAAAAGUGCAUUUCUCAUUUUUUAUUUAUAACUUUAUUUACUUUGAUUUUACAAAAUAUUUUCAAAGCAAAUUCCUUGUUUCAGUUGUGUGAAAUGUUACUGACUUGGGAGCAGUAAGAUACAUACAAUUUAAAAUUAUUUUUUUCUUAAGACUGUACCUUUUGCACACAGUGUUUACAAAGUUCAUGCCUUUGUUUAAAUUAUUUAAAUGCACAGUGGCAAAGCCACAGAUGUUUCUGUAAUGAGCAGUUCAAUAAAAAUGUCAUUUAUUUCAAGUCAUACAUGUUUGAAUUUAAUUCUAACAAAUAGACCCAGCCUAUGGGAAAGAACAUUUCACACUAAAUGUAUAUACUAUUGUGUUGGUCAUAUUUAAAUCAUUCAUUAUGUUUUGUAGGGGAAAAAGGAUAAAUAAAUUAAAUCGCAUAUUAAAUCGCAAUCGCAAUAUUGGGGGCAAAAAAUCGCAAUUAGAUUAUUUUCCAAAAUCGUUCAGCCUUAAAUUCCAGUGUAGAUUUGGCCAUGUGUUUUAGGUUAUUGUCCUGCUGAAAGGGGAAUUAAUUUCCCAGUGUCUGGUGGAAAGCAGACUGAACCAUGUUUUCCUCUAGGAUUUUGCUUGUACUUAGCUUCAUUCCCUUUCUUUUUUUAUCCUAAAAAACUCCCCAAUCCUUACUGAUUACAAGCAUACCCAUAACAUGAUUCAGCCAUCACUAUGCUUGAAAAUAUGGAGAGUGGUACUCAGUAAUGUAUUGGAUUUGCCCCAAACAUAACACUUUGUAUUCAGGACAUUUACUUUAGUGCCUUGUUGCAAACAGGAUGCAUGUUUUGGAAUAUUUUUAUUCUGUACAGGCUUCCUCCUUUUCACUGACAAUUAGGCUAGUAGUUGUUGAUCCGUCCUCAGUUUUCUCUUAUCACAGCCAUUAAACUCUAACGGUUUUAAAUUCACCAUUGGCCUCUGAGCGGUUUCCUUCCUCUCUGGCAACUGAGUUAGGAAGGACACCUGCAUCUUUGUAGUGACUGGGUUUAUUCAUACAACAUCCAAAGUGUAAUUAAUAACAUCACUAUGCUCAAAGGGAAAUAGUCUUCAUUUUUUAUUAAUUUGUAAAAAUAAAAAUAAAAAUAAAUCCACUUUGACAUUAUGGGGUAUUGUGUGUAGGCCAGUGACAAAAAAAUCUUUUUUUUUAAUCCAUUUUAAAUUCAGGCUGUAGCACAACAAAAUGUGGAAAAAGUCAAGGGGUGUGAAUACUUUCUGAAUGCACUGUAUACAUUUCUGGAUAUGGGCCCAGAUCUUCAUACAAUGAUUUCAAUUAUCCUAAUAAUGACAAUGUUUUGUAGUUUCAGUGUCUUCUAUUGCCAUGCCAGUGAGUAAUGACCAGUCCCGAGGGCCCCUGGCUACAAUCGAGGACCAUUCACAAUACCACCACAUGCCUCAGGUGCGUUUUUACUGUCUCUUAAACAUUGAAUGUAAAUGACAUGGAAUAGGCUGAAAUGUCAUCUGUAUUAUUAUUUUACAGGAAGACAGAACUGCAUUGUCCCUAAUCAAGCAGGAAAGAGUGGACAGCUGCGGCGUGGACCUGAAGGUAGAACAAAACAUCCGCGCAGAGAGUAGACCCACUGGUAAGUUUCAGUGCAGAUACUGAUCACACUUAUUCACUCACUGUUGAAAUACCCAACACGUAGGCUACUACUACCCUUACCUUUAGCUGAAGACAAACUCUUAGGAUUUAGUUGAAAUCUGAAAAAUGUGCCGUGUUAAAAGGCAUUAGUUAUGUCUGAUCAUUGUGUUGAUCACUCCUUUUUCAUCCUUGAUGGUAGUUCCAGAACCCAACGACGAUGACAGCGAGAGACGUCACAUGGCUGACACUCACAGCUCGCCCACUGCAGCCACAGAGGACCCUACUGAGCCACCUAGGACCAGUAGAUCCGACGCCAUCCUCAAGUCAGAGAUGGGGACAGAGGGUGUGAACCAGAGACCCCAGCAGCCAACGGGACCAGAUCUUAGCACAGAGAUACUGAACAGCCCCGGUUUGGAUCUGGCUCUGAUGCAGGAGAGGGUCCUGGGGCAUCUGGGGCUUUCCUUAGCCCAGGCAGCAGCCGCAAACGCAGAGGCCGCCGGGCAUCCAUCUUGCUCCUACCAAACCCAGGCUGACGUGGAGAGCCAGUCCAGACAGUUCCCCGGCAGCGAUAUGGGCGUCUUCGCCCCCUUUGACAUGACAGCUCCUCCUCCUCCUGCACCGCCAGCGAAUCAGAGGCAGCCGCACGGAGCCGCGACGGCGAACGAGCCAAUGGGGUGUAACUUCUGUGGCCGCAUCUUCCACAGCCAGGCGUCCCUGGAGGUGCACCAGCGGGUCCACACGGGACAGCGGCCAUUCAGCUGCCCACACUGCGGCAAGUCGUUCGCGCAGCCCAACAACCUCCGGGUGCACCUGCUAAUUCACAGCGGCGAAAGGCGGUACCGGUGCUCGAUCUGCGGGAAGAGUUUCAUUUCGUCAAGUCACCUUAAGAGACACAGGACUGUGCACACCCAGGAGAAACCCUACAUCUGCUCUCGGUGCGGCCAGUCCUUCACUCAACUCUGCAGCGUCCGGAGACACAGACAGCAGUCACGGUGCGGAGAGCCGCCUCACGCUCAAAACGAACUCUCUGCUUGACUGUAGAAAAGGUGUUGUACAGUAUGUGUGUUAGUUGUAUCUGAAGUGAUUUACACUAGCUAUAGGUUUCCUGCUCAAAACAUUUAGCCUUUUAGUCUCUUGGAUGAUAGGUCCACAGAUAGAAGUUGAGAAAUAUAUGGUGUUAACUCUAAAUUAAUAUUUACCUAAAGAUGACAAUGUGACUUAUGUGACUGUUUAGUACAAUGCAUCCCAUCUUACCUUGGUCAUAAGGCAAGAUGGGGUUGUCGCUGGGAGAGGCUUGUUUUUAGAGUAGAGUAGUACUUUAUUAAUCCCAACUUGGGAAAUGGGUUUCAUCACUCAGCAGCAUCAUCAUCAUCUAAUCAUUGUACCACUAGAAGAAGUCCAGGAGGACCAAGCAGGACAUUACAAAGACCAGUAGAUUGGACUGAGCCCUCAUCUGACAUGGCUGACUUCACUGUGUGACUGAAUCACAGGGAUGAACCAUGCAACUAAUAAAAGGUUGCUGACGGGGUCAUUUUGGAGACCAAUAGGUGUUUAUACACUUCCCGCGUUCAACCAGUUAGCAAGUCGGAAAUGUGAGUUUUCAGAUUCCGACUAGCACAUGAACGCGGCAAUAGUGAGGUAUCACACAGGUGAGAAGCAGUUGGCUGCGUUUACACAGGCAGCCCAAUUCUGAAAUGUAUUUCUCCUAAUUGAUCUUUUGAACAAUCACAUGAAAUCUUUUCACGUCAGAUUUUUUUUCAAAGCAGAUCUGAUUUGUCAAAAGACCAAUUAGUGGGGGGAAAAAUAUCUGAAUUGGGCUGCCUGUGUAAACACAGCCGUUGAGAUGCACAGUGUGGACAGUUUACACAAUCAGGUAUCGCAAGAUAAGGGUUAAUACAUGACAGGAAGUGCAGGUUUAUGCUGUCAAAUCAAAUAAAUGUCAAUUAAAUUCCUGGGAAAUGGCCCCCUGGAUUGUUUUUUUUCUGCAGUAUUUUUAUUAAUUGCUUACACCACUCCAAUCACUUAUAGAUCUGCUUCCUUGGAAGUAAUCACAGCUCUCCAAUUGGUUGGAUUGCUUAUACAUAUCCAAUCAAAUCACUGUAUGUGCUUACCUCAAGGAAACAAUGAAGGAAGGAUUCAUUAUGUAACCAAAUCCCUAUCGCGGAAAUUCAUCAUUACAGCAUGAUUGAAAUUUAAAGGCAAUGUUCCCGCGUUAAUGGAGACUGCAUUCACUGUAAACGUUGCAGAUGUCGGCGCAAUAUGAAAAAACAUUUACAUUUCUGCUUCGGCAACACAGAUUGAAUAGAGCCCCUAGACCAGGGGUCUCCAACACGUAUAUCGCGAGCUACCAGUAGCUCGUAGCCCGUCAAGCAAUUCUGAAAGUACAUCAAUUUUCUGCAUGUGUUCCAUCGCAAACUGUCAUAAACAUAAAGCUCCCAGCUACUGUCCAAUCAAAGGCACAUUCACAUUAUCCCACCCCUGGUUUGCCACUAUUGGCUAAAAAAUACAAAACGUAACACAAUAUCUGCCAAUUAAUUUCCAGAAAUAAUUUUUUCAACACCUCAAAAUUGGUCUUCUGAUGUGAUUUGAGGAUUGUUCGUUGUUUCUCUAUGAAUAAUUCUAAUAUUGAGUAAAAACCAAACAAAAAAAUACUUGGUAUAUUGACAGAAAACGUAUAUCUUGUACACCAAGGACCUGGGGAAGAGUUGCAGGGUAGAGGAGAACAAAAUAAUGUGCUAAGUAUCUAUUAAGUAUCUAUCAUGCUAGAAAAGGUUGGAGGCCCCUGCCCUAGACUGCGGAUUAUACCAUGUGUUUACGGUAAAUUAAAAUGUAUGUAACCACGUCAUUAUUCAGCGACACCG